AAACGUCAAAGUUUUGAUUAGUUAUGGGGGCGAGGUGUGACGUCUUUUGUCUGGGAAGAUAGACAGGAGCUUCCUACUUAUUCAUAUUUGCGUUUCGCAAUAGUAACAAUAAUGAUUUGAGAUUAUUUCUCCAACUAGGGUGAAUAAGGUUAAAAGCUUAGUGUGCCAACAGAAUCGUGGUGAUCUUCAGAACGUUCGAUCUCAAGGCGUAUUUAUCUGAUAUUUUCCAAACUAUUGCAACCGAAAAAUGGCUACAAAGCGCAAACCUAUUCACACGCAAACGGGCAGCACACCGCGACCAAACAUGAACUUCCGGACUAGCGUUAACGAUACAACAGCUCGUGCUGAAGCGAAAGGAACACGGCCAACUGCAACACCAACAUCUAUUAAAGAAGUUCUUACCAUGAUGGUGCUGCACGUAUGCAAAAAGAUUAUAUUUUUCGACACGAAUCUCAAAGUGCCACUGUAUUUGGGUAGCUUAUUUUUCAUUUCUCUAAUUGGGGAUUUUAUACCUUACCCUAAAACCUAUUUGGCAAGAUCGGAUAAUCUCUUCAACGUAUACUUCGUGAAGAUGGGCUGGGCCUGGACGUUGUUAUUCUCAUUGCCUUUUUUGGCAAUGACCUCAGUAACAGUUUGUUGUGGUGAUCAUCAAAAGCUGGUUAAAAAUCAUCUUCCCAGACUAGGCAUUGCUACAUGCUUCUGGUUUGUAUGGACAAAACUUUUCAACGUUAUUGAAUCGACAUAUGGUCGUUGUAACGGCAGAGGAUUUGACUCAAAAUCUAGCUGUUUGAAGGCUGGCUACCUUUGGAGCGGUUUCGAUAUUUCCGGUCAUGCAUUCAUAUUAAUUUACUCUAGCCUGAUUCUAAUGGAGGAAGCUCGGUCCAUUAUUGGAUGGGAAAGUAUCAAAGAGCACCUUCGUAAUGAGGAACACAAUCGAACUAAAAAUGACACAACGCAGGCAACGAAUCCCCUUAAAAGCUUAAAAGAUGAUGACCUAAAAGCGUUAAAAUACUUUUACACACGGUUCACACCUACCAUAAGAUUACUUUUUGUAGGAAUGACCAUGCUUCAAUUACUUUGGGAUAUAAUGUUAGUUGGAACGAUGCUUUAUUAUCACCGAAUGGUUGAAAAAGUCGUGAGUGGUAUCAUCGCUGUUCUCACGUGGUUUAUAACUUACCGUGCUUGGUAUCCUGCAUCGACAUUAUUACCUGAUCCAGUAGGCAAAGGACUUUUCAAUUACCAGGUUACGUCACGAUCAGCCGAAAUCGGUUUACGUAGGCGAGCCAGUCUAUUGCAAUCGAGUUCACCUCAAACUCAAGACGUACCAAAAUUCAUGGGUAUGCCUCUGUAUGCUGCAAGACAACAGCCUGGUUCCAGUGCCAAUACUACUGAAGGAUUUGUGUCAUCGAUGGAUGCGGGCACAACAGCUUCGUCAUCAACGUUUAAAAAUGCUGAUAAAAAACCAAAAAUGAUUCAGAACGUUCGCCAUCAAUUGAGCUGAGCAAAGUUUUUUCCCCUAAGAAACCUCCAAAAACAUGUGAAAUUUUUAAACAUGCAUAUCCAAAAGCCAUCCGAAUCAUAAAUGUUUGCAUCUAAGGCCCAAAACUGACCUACUCGCACACGAUUCCUUUUGUUUGAUUACCUUACUUAUGCUUAAAUUUGAGUGAAACUAGAAACUUGACUUAGUUCUUAUUAUGUCCAACAUGAGAACAGACUUGUGUUACACCUAUGAUACAUUUCCGCUUUUUAGAAGAGAUCGCAUGGUGCAAUCCAGGCCUUUACCAUCCAGGGACUUAUAUUGCCCAGGUGUUUUCUGUAUUCCGCACAGGGCCGGAUUUACGAUUGUGGGGGCCCCAAAAUAAAACAAAAUUGUUUUUUAUCGUACGUUUUAUCGUAAACCCGUGUGUUCCACAAACGGGUUUUCACGACAGAUUUCGCAAGCGAAAAUUUACGCUUUUUCACUUGUCAAAUUUUUCACUUCGCUUGGAACUGUAAACUAUGCUUUAAGCCCUAUUUAGAGUUCCAAGCGAAGUGAAAAUCUCAUACAACAUGUUAAUUUUUUCACGCUCGUGAAAAAUGCAACCUGCAAAAAUCUCAUUCGCUUGGAACUGUAAACAAAUUCGAUCCAGCAAAAUCCAUGGUUGUGGAUCUUAUCUUUUUCACUUGGGUUUAUUUCUUUCACGCAUGCAAGCGUUAGUGAAAAAAGGAGCAGCAAGCAAAAACUUGCGUGCGUUUCUAUUCUGUCAGUUGCAGCCAAUUUUCACUUCGCUCGGAUUGUAAACUCGUGAGUUUCGUUUCACCUAAACUGUAAACUGCAGGGUGGUGAAAUGCCGGCGUGUUCCACAAACGGGUUUUCACGACAGAUUUCGCAAGCGAAAAUUUACGCUUUUUCACUUGUCAAAUUUUUCACUUCGCUUGGAACUGUAAACUAUGCUUUACGAGUUUUUUAGCAGAAAACUUAUUAAUUAAAUAAUCAACAUUCAACUUCUUCAGUAUACUAGUACUCGAAACUUAAUAAUGCUAAGUUUGACUGCCUUUCAUUCUUCACAGUCGCACGCAACCUAUUUUUAAUAAGUUUCAUCUUCACAUUUUUUUCUUGAUACCUGAAAAAAAACUACCGCAAUUUGAAAAAAAUGCGAUCCACAGGCAAAAAUUUGCACACAAUUUGAGAAAGACUGCACAAAUAUAAGACGACUCUGACAAUAAUAGAAACUAGGAAAAAACUACACAUAUCUGCAGGACAAUUUAAUCUGCACACGAGCUCAGAAAAUCUGCAUUUUGCAAAGCACAUCUGGUAUCCCUGAUUCGGACAAGUUAGCAAAAGCAAUGCAUUAAAAAACUUGUGGGUUAUUUUCUUUCUCUGCUUUACCUCCCAUGCGCGCUAAAGCCCUGGAGUUAAAGUUUGGCCGACUGUCACUGAAAAGUUCCAAUCAAACAGUCAACAGUUUUUUCAUCAUAGUUUUAACAUUGCUGAUGUUCGAUUGGAACGAGUUGUGACAGUUCGAUUGGCGCUUUUAGUGACAGUCGGCCAAACUUUAACUCUAGGCGUUUAAUGCGCGCUGGUUCGAUUCAAAUGGUGUGUUAAUGUGUGUCAUUUCAAGAGAAUCCAAGGUGAACUCUUAUGGAUGUAGUUGCGAUAUUGGCGCUCGCAAAAAAAUAACACUGAAGGAAAGUGUCAGAUUGAAAUGGUCUGUUCAAAUUUUCUUACUGUAAAUCGAACUUUUGAUUAAAUCUCUUUUUUAAAGAGAAAAAAUCAUUUUGUGAUUUGUGGGGGCCCUAAAAAGGUGGGGGCCCGGGCCCCCUGGGCCCCUCAUAAAUCCGGCUCUAAUUCCGCACUUCAUAUAAUUGGUAAUAUCACUAUUGGGAGUAUUCCUUACUUGAAAAGUAGGUUUAAAUCCCUACGAAUGAUAAGUCCUAAUUGCGAAAGCAAACAAAUCUUAACAAUUAAAAUUACGAAUUUCUAACAGUGUUGAGAAAUCACCAUUUGUUAUUGGACACACAUACUCACUAUUUAAUAAUAUUUAUCAUAAAUACUUAAGCUACAAACAAAUCCCCCCAUUUAAAAAAACUAUUGGGAGUAGGUAGCAUGCUUUCCGUUUAUGUAUGUGCAUGUGUGUGUGUGUGUUUCUACCCUUCCAUUUCAAGGAUGCUGUACUACUAUACCGAGCCACCUUCCACCUGCCAAUAUCGCCAAUUACAUUUCCCUGAAGAAACCUCAAAAACAUGUCCGUGGCCAGUUUGACUAUAAACUGAAAAAUGAACAGAUAAUUUUUUUAACCGAUAGGUACACGAAUCCUUUUUAAACGGCUCUUUAGCGCAAAAACUGACCUUCAGCAUAAAAGGCUAAUUUGGAACCGCUACUGUUCGGAUUCAUAUCUGAUCGAAUACUUUUUCCACUGAGAUUUAAUAAUUGCGUUCAUCUACGUUGCACUUUUAUGUGCCGAAUGCUGGAAAGUAUCAGGGAAAUUGUUGUUAUAUUUCAGGGAAAUCAGGGAAUUUGAUUUUAAAAGUUUUUUCGCCACCCUGGGAGGGUUCAGCUGGUCUGUACGCUAUCGCCAGAUGCCUAACCAUUUUCUUUACAGAAUCAUUUGAACAAAAAGAAGCGCUAAUAAAAUAAUAAUUGAAUAAUUGGUAUAUUGAGAAAUGAGAACCAUUGUCAGGCUUUCACAUAUUGCGAACGGUUUUGGAAGAGUCGUCACCGUGGGGGUUGUGCUUCGGGUUUUGGAUACAACUAAUUAUAGGUAAAAGCUUAUAUUACUAGCGUCAGGAAACAGAUAAGCCUCAUUUGUAAAAAGUCAUUCAAACGCCUAUUUCUAUUCACAAUCCACCUUAUUGAGCUAGAAGUUUUCCUGAAGAAGUUUCAAUAAAAUAAUUCUUAAAAUUGACUCAUUCUUAUUCUUGUUUGCUACGGCUACAUCCUAAGCUACAUCUGUGAUUCUUAGGAAAAAAUCACUUUGAACAAAUUUGGAAAUGGCAUUAACUAAUUUAAACGGUAAUAUGACUUUUCGAUAUAUUUUUACGAACGUGAUUAGCCCCUUUUUUCUGAUAUACGUUCGCUCUCAUACAGGGCCGCAUUAAGGGUUGUGGAGGCCCGGGGGCCAAGUAAUAUCACGGUGCUCCCACAGACCGUUAUUAUAAAAAAUGCACCAAAGAAUCUGAGUACAUCAUUCGAUUCGUUAUGACGUCCAGAAUCUCUGGUCAAAAUUUCAAAAUCAUCGUAUGGUACAUUUUUGAGUAAUGCCCUUUUGAAGUUCGUAAAGUACAAAAAACUGAUUUUAAGGAGGGGUGUUCCACAAAAAACUCUAUUUUGUCGUGUCCAACGUACAGAUAGGACAUCGCAAUGUUCAGCAAUUGUUUUUCUUUUAAAAUUUUAUACAACUUUGCUGAAGAAAGCAAUCUAUUAUAUUGGAAAUUAGAAAAAAUAUUAUUUUUAUCUAGCUGUUAGAUGGACUGAUCGGAAAACAAAAAACGCCAGAAGUAAGUCCUUGUUCUACGAAAAAAAAUUGCUGAAGACAUUGAGUACAUAAAAUCAAUUUUUCACAGUUAAAUCUAGAACGAUCACGAUUUUUCGAGUUAAUACCACUGUGCACUGUGGGAUUUUCAAAUAAAUCUUUUCAUCAAUUGUUAAUGGCUUGAAAUAUAACCCUUGGAAUGUGUAGAAACUAUUUUGGAAGUUAUCUCAUGAAAUGGUGGUUGAAAUACGUGCUUUACAAUAAGUAUUUCGUCGUUUCUAUAUCACGUUUCUGUACUUUACGACCUUCAAAAGGGCAUUACUCAAAAAUGUACCGUACGAUGAUUUUGAAAUUUUGACCAGAGAUUUUGGACGUCAUAACGAGUCGAAUGGUGUACUCAGAUUCUCUGGUACAUUUUUUUAUAAUAACGGUCUGUGGGAGCACCGUGAAUAUGUUAUUGUUGUUAAAGCAUCUGACACAAUGGUGGUCUUAAUGAUAAUAUAGAUUACUAACUAAAUGCUAAUUAAUAUUGACGAACGAUAAGACACACUUUAAAAACAAUUAAACCUGUCGUCUACAAAAAAUUUGUUUGAAUGUUGUUACAGAGUUGUUAAAAUGGAAUGAAUCUGCUACGACGUUGAAGCUAGCUGACCUGAAUCGAAUGGGGUCGUGUUGCCCAUCACGGUGCUCCCACAGACCGUUAUUAUAAAAAAAUGCACCAAAGAAUCUGAGUACACCAUUCGAUUCGUUAUGACGUCCAGAACCUCUGGUUAAAAUUUCAAAAUCAUCGUAUGGUACAUUUUUGAGUAAUACCCUUUCGAAGGCCGUAAAGUACAAGAAAAUGAUAUUAAAACGACGAAAUACUCAAUGUAAAGCACGUUUUUCAGCCACAAUUUCAUAAAACAACUUCCAAAAUAGUUUCUACACAUUCCAAGUAUUAUAUUUCAAGACAUUUACAAUUGGUGGAAAGAUUUAUUUGAAAAUCCCACAGUGCACAGUGGUCUAAAUUCGAAAAAUCGUGAUCGUUCUAGAUUUGACUAUGAAUAAUUGAUUUUAUGUACUCAAUGUCUUCAGCAAAAUUGCUCCAUAGAACAAGGCCUUACUUUUGGCGUUUUUGGUUUUUCGAUCAAUCCACCUAACAGAUAGAUAAAAAGAAUAUUUUUUCUAACUUUCAAUAUACCGGAUUGCUUCCUUCAGUAAAGUUGUGGAAAAUUUUAAAAGAAAAACAAUUGCUGAAUACUGCGAUGUCCUAUCUGUACGUUGAACACGACAAAAUAGAGGUAUCAUUGAAAUAACUAAUUGUAUCAUCGAGGGAAGGACCACUUUCCCAAAAUUGCCAGUCGAUUUGAGAAAUUAAAUAGGGGGCCAUCCACAUACCACGUGGACAGUUUUUUAACGAUUGGGGUGACUUUGAUCACCGGGGUGACUUUGAUCUCUGUAUCUCUUUUUUGAAAAUGUGGUAAAAAAGCGCUCGUAGUGCUUGGGACUUGUCGUAAUCUUCACUGAAUGCGUGGAUAUAUGUUCGCAUUGCUACUACUCAUGCAUUUCCUACUAUUUAAAGAGUGUUUUUCAUGCUAAAAUAUUAAUUGAAAAUAAAGUGUAUUUUUGGCGAUUCUUGUUGCAUACAAACAAUCGGUUCAAGCAGAUUCAAAACAACAAGUUGCAAUACGUAAAGUUUUUUUAUUUUGCUCCCAGAUUAGUUCUUAAGAUGAACAAAUAUUAUAACAAUACAUUUUAUUGUUAUUUUUGCAAGUUUUUCCUAAUAGGCAAUGUUGACUCCCAAUAUUCUCCACAGCGUAUUACAUAUUUCUUCUUAACAAAAACCCAAGACGUGAAGUAACAUGCAAAUUUGGCCAAUUUCAUAAGUCAUAUUCCUCGUGGACUAGUUUUUGAUGAUUUUAGACCACCUUCUCUCUCAGUGGAUAACAAUUCAUAUAUAUUCUAAAAAUUUUGUAUGAAUCUUGUACAUUCGCCAUUAUAAACUGUUCACGUAGAAUGUGAAUGGCCCCCAAAUUACUUUCCAUAUCUAUAAACUCGUUUAAGCCGUUUAAGGCUGUUCAAUUUAGUGAAAGUAGCAAAGUGUUACACCAAAUCCAUCAAAAUAAUGAAGUGAUCAAAGUCACCCCGGAAUGAUGAUUGGUGUAAAAUUUUUAGAGCAUAUUUAGAAACAGAAAAUGUUGUUAAACUUUUGAAGUAGUGACUGAAUCUUUUUCAAUGCAUGCCAGUACUUAUUUUAAAAAUAUCGAAUAAUAUUGUUUUCAGUAUAUUCUGAAAAUAUUUGAGAUACAAUCAAAAAAGUGAUCAAAGUCACCCCAGUUUACGGUACCAGUAAUAAGUACACAGUGGAUGUGGAGGAGAUCACUGAGCAUGUCUUCUUCGUUUGCCCUCGUUCGUCAUGAUGGUAGUGAGCGGGCGGAGAAUGUGCGAAGAUCCGGACAUCUGGAUUGCGCUUCGUGCACCUUUACCCUUACAACGUGUGUGUGGGUCAACCGCCAACAUUAAGAGUAAAGAAGGUGCCGAAGCACAAAAAGCUACUUCCCGACUUAAUACUUAACUGUAGUUCCGGGAAGAUAAGGUAUGUGGACUGGAAGGCAUUUUAGUGGGUUCGGUAGUUACGUUCAACCACACUUCCUGAGCUAUCUUCUCAGGUGUCUGUAAGCAAAUUUUCCCGCCACCUCAUAAAAAAGGUAUUACGGAUCCAUGACCAUCACUCGGCUCUACUUAGCUUGCAGCAGUGCUGUUGCUUAUACCAACAUGUUUUCCUUCAAGACUUCAGCCAUGAUUGGGUUCUAACAGUAAGUCAAUAAACACUGAAACACAUUACUUUCGAGACAUCGUAUUAAUCUAAAGUCAUGAAAGCAUGCAUUAGUUGAACUUUUGGAAAGGGGAUGAUUGGUUCUCGUAGAAAUAAAUCGGAAAUGGUUGUAAGUAUGUAUGCAUGGAACCAAUUUAUUAUUAGAUUUCACGUGUUUGCUUGCAUUGCUAAGUAUCCAUCAAAUUGAGAUUCAAAGACGAGAAUGCUGAAUAUAGCUUCGAAAUUUGCUAGUCCUGUUUUUAUCAGGGAAACCAGGAGAGAACAGUCAAUUUAAGGCGAGUAAAUCAAACUAGUUACGUAAUUUCACGCACAACACUUACUACUGUUUUUCUUCAGGAACAACUCAACAUAUUCGCUUCCUGGUGCGAGAUAAAUCGUAUGGUACUAAACCCGUCCAAAUGCUCCGUUAUAACAUUUACGAGGAAGCACAUGCCACUACAAAUUGUCUACAUCCUCAAUGGUUCUCCAGUACAGCGAGUCGAUUUCAUAAAGGAUUUCGGAGUACUUCUGGACGAAAAACUCACCUUCAAACAACAUAUAUCCUUAUUUUAUUUUUUUUUAUCGUUGCGAAGGCUUUUAGACAACUAGGACUCAUUUUCCGAAUGACACGUGAUUUCAAAAACAUCCACUGCUUAGUCACGCUCUACUGUUCGGUUGUUCGGUCUUCAUUGAAGUACUGUUCAACAGUCUGGGUACCUCAAUAUAAUAAUGCCAUCUACCGAAUCGAAAACAUCCAGCGCCGGUUUGUACGUUAUGCCCUUCGUAUGCUUCCCUGGCUACAGCCCAUGCGUAAUACAAGACAUGAGGACCGGUGUCAGCUGCUCCAGAUCGAUACUCUCCAACUACGUCGGGAAACCGCACGCGCUAUGCUCGUCACCGAUAUCUUGACGUCACGGGUCGACUGCCCUGCCAUUCUGCGUCAAAUCAAUCUACAUGCUCCAACUAGAACCCUGUGAAGGAUGUCUGUUCUGCACUUGCCCUUUCGCCGAACCAACUAUAGCUCAAACAGUGCCAUCACAGGUAUCCAACGUGCUUUCAACAAAGUGUCAUAUGUUUUCGACUUCCAUUUAUCAUAUAGAGUUAUACGUUAGAAAUUUUUGUCACUGUUCCGGAGAUAUUUGUAUCAGUAACCAUUACACACUUAGAUAUUAUCACCGAAUGCGGUAAAACAAAUUACCGAGAUUUCAACAGCUGAGAUCUCGGUAAAAAUCUCGGCAAUACAUCAAAACACCGAGAUUCUGUAAAAGCAAAAAUCAAAAACCUGUCAAACUUUAACGAGAUUCUCGGUAAUGUUUCGCCGAGCUACUCUGAAAUUUAAACUGUCAAAUUAUUACGAGAACUUCGAUAAAAUUCACUGAGGUACAUAUUUUGCGAUUUUUUUAGACAACCCAGAGUAUGAUCAAAACGAUUAAAUAUACAAAUUAAUUUAUUAUUUGCUAAGUCAACUGAUUCAACUAAAUACAGCAUUGUAAAAACUG
Molecule: messenger RNA, 9245 nt
Organism: Wyeomyia smithii (pitcher-plant mosquito)
Lineage: Eukaryota; Metazoa; Arthropoda; Insecta; Diptera; Culicidae
Gene: Fitm
Product: acyl-coenzyme A diphosphatase FITM2
Exons: 3
Coding region: 248-1501 (417 amino acids)
Biological process (GO): lipid storage; lipid droplet organization; phospholipid biosynthetic process
Cellular component (GO): endoplasmic reticulum membrane
Source: RefSeq, a predicted model, not a curated record